AAAAUGGAAGAUGAAGAUUUCAAAGCUCAAGAUCCAGUGACACCCUCAAAGCCUAGUAACGAAACACCAGUUCUUCGAACGCCACAGGGUGGUGUUCUUUACAAUCCUUUUCAAAAAGACUAUGUCUCACGUUUAAGUGCACCAACUCUUACACCUGGUAUUUUUGCAACUCCCAAAAAACGAGCCAAUGAAGAUGUUCCUGGACCAUCCGGAUCUUUUUUCUCUCCCGAAAUUCAGGGAGACCAUUUCCCAACGGAAAUUGACGAAAAUCCCAUUUAUCAAGUUAAACUCCAACAGAGGCUUGAUGCGGCUGUGGAUAAAACUGCUCAGGAAAAGAUAGCCAAAUAUUUUAAAACCAACGUAGUUGCGCCCAGUCCGGGCUUCUCAAGCUAUGAUGGCAGACCAGAGUUAAGAAAAUGUUCUACGUGGAAGAAUGAUCUGAGGUCGGCUUUUGAAUUCAACAAACCUAAAGUACUUAAACCCACCCAAGUAAUCGAUGCUCAGACUCAGACUAGCCUUUCAAUAGCCGCACAGGUUGAUUUUGCCGAUCUCUUGAAGAGAAUUGAACAGCUUGAAGAAUUUAAGCGCAUCUAUGGGGAUAAUUUCUUUAAAAAAUCCGGGGUAGAAUUUAUUCAGCCUGUUGGAGAACAGCUUGGUCUAUCCUAUGAUCUCCACCCCAAUGCCACUUGCUCAUACUGUCAUCGAAAGAGUCGCAGUUUUUACGGAUCUGCCAGUGUCAGUGGGGAUUUUUCUCGAGACGAAACAAUCAGGAAUACCACAAAUUCCUCCAACGAUACACUCAACAUUAAAUCUGAUAUCACCUCCUUCCAAGACGAGUUUGCUCUGCCCUUCAGCUUUAUGACUGAGUCGGUGUGCUCACCCAAGCCCAAAGCCAGAUCUAGCAGUUCUCGAACCAAUUUGACAAGUUGUUUUAAUGAAAUCGCCCUCGAAAGCCGGACCCCAACUGCACACAAAUUUGAUCGUUUUGAAUCGGUGAGCCCACUUGUUGGCGGUCGAACUAGUUACGAAGCGGAGAGAAGUUAUCGACGCUUUAGCGGCGCUUUUAAUUUUGAAGAGGAAGAUUCAGGUGCACCAUUUGGCCAAGUUGUUUGCUUUGACGACGAGGAAAGCACACGGGACUCGCCAAAUAAUAAGGAGAACUCGGAGGCCGCCGACCAAUCGUCGAGUAGAAAACGCCACAUGGAAAGUCCCAACCUCUCUCCCAUUUUCGCACGUCGUCGCAAGUGCGAUUUCGAUGAUACCAAUGACGUACCAAUGGAUAAAAAACUUCAAACUCGAUUGUUUGAUAGUCCCGACAGUAAUCAGUAG
This is a messenger RNA of Rodentolepis nana, 1329 nucleotides long. Lineage: Eukaryota; Metazoa; Platyhelminthes; Cestoda; Cyclophyllidea; Hymenolepididae. The record is from the annotation of a GenBank genome assembly.